Messenger RNA from Cyprinodon variegatus (sheepshead minnow), 3382 nucleotides. Its product is annotated as protein Niban-like. NCBI's taxonomy places the organism in Eukaryota, Metazoa, Chordata, Actinopteri, Cyprinodontiformes, Cyprinodontidae. Bases 85 to 3153 code for a protein of 1022 amino acids. The record is from RefSeq and is a predicted model, not a curated record. The transcript has 14 exons.
UCAGUUGACAUGUGCUCCUGUGCACUCUGCUCAUCUAUAUUCAGUUAAUGCAGCUCCUGUAGACAAGAUAAUAAAGCAUACAGCAUGGGAGCAUCUUCUUCUGGAUUACUAGAUGAGGCCAAAAUCAACCACAUCAAAGGGCUCGUUGACAGCACCUUUCAGAGCUUCAGUGGGAUUUACAGGCAGCAGUACUCUGUAUCCUACCUUGGACACAUCCACCAGGAGGUGGAGCCUAAAAAGGAGGGGAGAGGCUUUUUGCUCACACAAAGGCCAAAAACUGAUGGAGAUGAGGUGCUGUACCAGGGAGGUGUUAAAUUCUCCUGCUGGGAUGAGCAGGGAAAGAAAUGUAGAGAGAGAUAUGCUGUCCUAAAGAGAGACUAUAAAGUGGAAAUACAUGAUAGCAUGGAGACUUUUAGUCGUGGAUCUGCUCCUAAACUGGUCCUGCAGCCAGCAGGAGGAGUUGUGUUCACCACUGAGGAGGAGUCGAGAGAAUACCUGGAGAAAGCCUGUGCUGGUUUACUCAACGGAGUGAAAGAGGAUUCUUCUUCUUCUUCAGCUGCAUCAUCUCCAGAUGUGUUUGCUGUAUAUCUCCAUCUACCUUACGCAGGUCACACCUGCUUCCUGUUUCAACAAGAAGAUGAGAGAAAUCACUUCCUCUCUGGCCUCAAGGCCUGUAUUAGACACCGAAACCUUGACCCCUGGCAUGAGUCGUCCCACGAGAGUCAGGCCUAUGCCCGAGCCCUCCGUCUUUACCGACAGGAGAAAGGAUGCUACGAAUCAUGGGAGAAGCUGCUGGGCACCGAGGAACAGGUGCUGGCCCGCCUGGUGAUGGAGGAUGUGUUGUCAUGGCUACAAAACCAACUUCAGCCUAAGAUGAAGGGCAAGAAGGCUGAACGGAUCCGACAAUGGCAGGCAACAGUUCAAGGGACCUACACCCUGGUGCUGGAACAGCUGACUGCAGGUUUGGAGGCUCUGAGGGAGGAGUGUCGCCAAACAGCAUCAGCAAGUCAAGCCCUCAUCAGGUCCCACCUGGACCAGAUAAUGUCCUCUCAUGUCUUCCUGGAGCAGAAAGUCAGAGCAUGCAUAUCUGAAGAGACAGAGAAAGUGUGCAGUGAGUCAGUGGUACCCUACUUGUCCUCCAUCCUUGAAGCACUUAACGAACACAUCGGUGCAGGAAUUCUUGGGAUGCAGGACACACUGCAAACCCAAAUGAAUUCUGCAUUUUCACUCACAAAUGGAAAGGCGGAAGACACCAAAAAGGCCUUGACUGCUCUGCGCUCUAUCAGUCUGGAUGAGAGCUACAGAAAGGUGGAGAACCUGAGUGGCAAACUGGAAAACCUAAAAGAGAGGUUCGGAGUGAGCAGUGUCGAGAGGCUUGUUCAGUCUGCAAAUCUGGAGAUGGAGCAGCUAUUGGACAGCGCUGUUUACACUUUGGAGCAGAUCUUCCAGUCAUCAACACGAUCGGAACCAUCUCAGCUUCCUGCCAAGAUGACGAGAGCUAAAGAAAGAGUGUUAAAGCAGCUGGAUUACGACAGCAGGGUGCUUCAGAGGAGGCUGUAUCAGGAAGCUCUGCAGGAGAUCACGCUGCCCUCUCUCGUCAGUCGGAUGGACAGCAAAUACAAAACGGAGCUGGAGCAGUUUGAGCAGUACAUUUUCUCGGACUACAGCAGUUUUAUUCUGGUUCACAAUGUCUACGAUGACGUUCUGAGAAACAUCCUGGUUAGGGAGGUCACAACAGUGGUCCAGGAUGCUGCCAGUAAGAAGAGCAACAAUCUCCUGUUGGACACGUCAGAUUUAGCCAUAAGCCAGUACAGUCUAGCAGGGCAGACACCUCCUAUCUCUGCCCCUGACAGCCCAGCGGUUCAGCCUCGACACCCAGAGGAAAGUACAAAUGAUGAAUCUGCAACUGUGAAGGAAGAUCAGAGCAAAACAUCAGAAGUUUGUCUUGAGGGGGAUGCAGAACUAAAGGCUGAGGCCAUGCCUGAACUCAGUCCAGCUCAGGCCCUUAAUCCGAGCAUUUCACUUCAGUCUCCUGUGAUUGUUGUGACACAACAGUUUGAUGAACAUGAAAACAAAGAGACUCAGGGCUCGGCGGAAACUGGGAAAGAGGAUAAAAGUGAAAGCGAGGCAGCAGGAGAGAAAGUAGAAGUUGAAUCUUCCAACACAGAUGGAGCUUCUACUCAAGAAGCUGCUGAGACCGACCCUGGCUCCACCAUCCAGCACUCUCCUGAUCCUGCUUCUUGUGUCCCGAUUCAAACAGAAGAUGCCCAAGAGGAUAAAAGUGAAAGCGAGGCAGCAAGAGAGCAAGUAGAAGUUGAAUCUCCCAACAUGGAUGGAGCUUCUACUCAAGAAGCUUCUGAGACCGACUCUGGCUCCGCCAUCCAGCACGCUCCUGAUCCUGUUUCUUGUGUCCCGAUUCAAACAGAAGAUGCCCAAACUGAAUCUACUCCAAGUGAAUCUGUAUUAAGUGAAAAUCAAAUCUCACCUGACCUCCUGACCUCAGAGGAGACCUGCUCCGUCCAGCUCCCAUCACCGACGCAGUCCCCCUGCUCGGACAGUACAAUGAAAAUCAGUCUAGGGUCUCUAAGCGAAGCUAUAGCUCCAUGCAGCAUGGAGUCUGUGGUAAAGCAGCCUACUGACAGGGCAGUCUACUUGACGGGCCCAAUCAAGGACAACUGGGAGGUUGAGAGAAUAAAUGAGGAAAAACAGAAAGAAGCAUCAGAGAAUAAGAAAAGCAAGGCCAGAGACGAGGACCAAAAUGGAGGACAAGAAGACGGUGCAGCCCAAACAGGAGGCGAUUCUAUCGGUGAACCAUGUGCAUCAUCGGCAUUAGCAGUAGAGAGCACCACGGUCUCAACGCCUAAGCUGACGGGGAUUGAAGGAGGUCUGGAUGAUGAUCAAACGAAAGGUCAGAUUCCAACAGGGGCUAAGGCAGAGGCAGCAGAGGGAGGAGAACAUGCAGAAGAAAAGGAAAACAAUGAUCAGGAGAAGGUAGAUCAAACUUUUCAGCCAAUGGAAUCAAUUCCAGAGUCUGAAUCUGACCCUCAGUUGGACAGCGUGUCCAUCAUCAGAGACCUGGUGACCGAGAUUGUUGAAGUGGAGAUAAUGAUCAGCCCCUCUGAAAGCACCAGCAGCACCGAUCCCCCGACAUAAACACCACGUCCACAGAGAGAGAAUCACAGACAAAUCGACUAGUAAAGGUUUACAACAAUACACUUAUUUGUAAAUGACACAGAAAUCUGAGAGGUCAAAUAGGUCCAGUUUUAUUUAAUCAACGGGCAUUCAAUUAGAUUUUGAUAAAAACACUUUUUAAUUUAAUUUUGUUGACAUGAGCUGUUUUUUUAAAUUUUUUAUAUGUAAUCAAGUUGCCAAAUAAACAUGU